Geodia barretti is the source of this 1504-nucleotide messenger RNA. The record is from the annotation of a GenBank genome assembly. NCBI's taxonomy places the organism in Eukaryota, Metazoa, Porifera, Demospongiae, Tetractinellida, Geodiidae.
CGGGGAUAGUUUUAACCGAGAGUUCGAAGUUCGUAGAGAGGAGCACUAGGAAGCAUGUCAGACGGAGAAGACGCCUGGGAUGCCGACGAUUUCAACCCCGAGGCGGGGUUCGUGAAACCCUCGGAGGAGGGGGGAGACGUGUGGGAGGGAGAGGACGAGGGGCUAGUCAUCGAGGAUGACAAGCAAGACCCAAAACUGAAACCUGUGGCGGUGGCGAAGAAGAGCAAAGCGGAGAGGAUAGAGGAGAAGAAGGCAAAGAGGCGAGAUGAGGAACAGAAGGGCAAGGUGGCCACCGAGAGUAAGGAGCCAGAGUCCGUUUCGGCCGAGGAGCAACUGGAGGAGAAACGAAAAGUGGAGGAGGCUCAGAGGGAAGCGGAUCUGGAGUCUGCCAAGGAGCUCUUUGGAGUGUCAGUGGCCGGAAGCGGAGAUCACCUGGAGAGAAUGAACCCCAAGACCCCCGAGGAAUUCGAGGAAUUCAGAUCUGCCCUCUCAAAAAAGAUCACCGAGUUUGAGGCAAGCACUCACUACACAACAUUUCUAGAAGGCCUCUUUCGAUCCGUCUGCACACCCUUGGAUGUAGAAGACCUACGAAGACUCAGUAGUGCAAUAGGCGCCAUGGCAACGGAGAAACAAAAACUAAAGCAACCUCACACGAAGAAGAAGAAAGGAGGGAAGGUGGUCCUCGGUAGUGUCGGGAAAGGUUCGAAGAGGGUCGACAUGAACUACGACGACGAUCUCGGAGCUGAUUUUGACGACUUCAUGUAGCUUCAAUAAUUAGGCCAGGGUUAUUAAUUUUUCAACAUCCACUUGUACCAUAAAACAUGAUUCAAAAUUACACCACGGUAUAAUUAUUAUACAAUUAGUUUUGACUCUCAAAAAAGGUGGUACAAAAAAUGAUGGGUGACCAGGUGCGGGCAGAUAUUGUUCUUAGUGCAAGGUAUAAUUAUAUAGGGUUGCUAUUGUUAGACUCAAAAGUAAUGUGAUGUAAAAUUCUGACAUCCACUGUGGUUUUAAAUCUUAGAGCUCGAUCACUGUUUCUUAUGACAUAAUUAUGAUGUCAUGUAUAAAAUGAUACUUGUACUAGUGGGUGUAUAAUAUGAUAAUGGUGUGGUAUAUGGUAGUUAGUGCAUGGCCCGUUGCCUGGCAGCGUCCAACAUGGCAUGAGUCUCUUCAACGAGAGCCGACAGAGCAAAUUCAAACUGCAGCUGUGGGCAGGUGAGAUGGAGUUAAAAUUGGUAGGAGGAAUAGGGUUUUAAUGGUAGGAGGAGUAGGGUUAAUUAAUGGUAGGAGAUAAAUUGGUAAGAGGAACGGGGUGAUUAUACCUUGGUCUUGACCAUAUGAGGUCGGUGAUCUCGAAGAUACUCAACUGAAGCUGCCAAAUUGAUCUCUUUAGCACCUGAUAGAGUAAAGAGCCACCAUAAAAUUUAAGAAUACUGGUCUGCACUAUUAUAACAGGCAUUGCACAAAGCACUGAAGAUUUUGGGUUAUCUUAAUCUCCCAAUAA